Messenger RNA from Heterocephalus glaber (naked mole-rat), 3412 nucleotides. NCBI's taxonomy places the organism in Eukaryota, Metazoa, Chordata, Mammalia, Rodentia, Bathyergidae. The record is from RefSeq and is a predicted model, not a curated record.
UGUGCUGCAGUAAUUACUCAUUAUGUUUGGCAGCUCUUUCCACUUCAACAACGUGGGUCAAACUACAGCCAACCUAUAGGAUUAUAAGUAUAGCUGCUUAGCUAAUAUCGGUCCAAGAGGGAAGCAGGUCACGUGGAAAGAACAAAGGCAUUUUGGAGAAGGGAUGGGUCCAGAUCCUGUGGUCACCCACCCGAGUGACUGAUGCCCAUCUGGACUUUACUGGACCAAGUGAUACCAUUUACAGUAUAAUUCCAAGUUACUGUUUUUCCCUUAGGGAGGCACCUAAGCCUGGUCUUUUUGCAUCUUUAUCUUGAGGCUUGGCCUUCUUCAGUGGCACCUCCAGCAACAAUUCUGAUGUUUUUAUUCUUUUCUGCUGACUUCCUUGACAGCCCAGUUCCUCUCUGACUGUAUAUUAAUUUCUAUCUAAUUUAGCUGCCUGUCACUCCACAUGGAGAAUAUUUUGCUUUAGAUUAACUUCAGCCAGAUAACCCGCCUUCAAUCUCAGUCAUCAGAGAAACAGAAAAAAAAGCGGCAACCAAAAACCUGUCAUUCUUUCCUCUUCAGCCAUGGGUUGGUAGCAUCUACUGUCAUUCAGGGACCAAGAAGGCGGAGCCCACAUAGCUACCCAAUCGGAAGCAGGAUUAUAAGACCUGUCCACUCAGGCGCACAGCCAGAAAGGCGGGACUUCCACAAUUAGGCGGUCCUUUGUGGUUGAAGCCCGCCAUCUUGGGGUCUGGUGUUCUCUGGCCAGAGGUUCAGAUCGCUGCCUCGUAUCCCCGGUCGCCCGGUGGCCUGCAGGGGUCGAAGAUUCCUGGGAGGGCGCAGAAACCCCGGAAACCGGAAAUGGGGCUGGUGUCAUUUGAGGAUGUGUCUGUGGACUUCACAUGGGAGGAGUGGAAGGAUCUCAGUGAUGCCCAGAGGAACCUCUACAGAGAAGUGAUGCUAGAGACCUACAAUAAUCUGGUGGCCUUGGGACACUGCAGUAGCAAACCUGCUGUGAUCUUCAAGUUGGAGCAAGGAUCUGGGCCAUGCAUGGUAGAAGAAGCCCCAAGCCAGAGCUUCCCAGAUGUCCAGAAAGUAAAUGGUCUUAUUCAGACAAACCAGGAAAAUCAAGAGAAACAUUUUUGGCAAGUUGUAACCACAUCAGCUGAUGAGAAGGUUGAAUUGGGAAAACGAUUUAAUGUGAAUUCAAACCAUAUUUCAGUUCUGAAUAUAAAGAAUGGAAACUAUUCAGGAGUGAAACCUGAGGAACUUAACAUAUGGCAGAAUGUUGAGGUGCGGGCUGGAGAGGAGCCUGUUGAUCUUCAUGUGACUGGGAAAUCCUUCAGACAUCUUGAACACCUUAGUCUGCAUAACAAAUUUCAAGGUAUACAGAAAUAUUUUCAGUAUUGUGGACAAGAGAAUGCCUGCAACAUGAAAGCAGUAUUGACACAUAAAAAGAUUCAUGUGAGAGAGACUUCCAGUAAGUUCAGUGAAUACGGGAAAGACUUUGAUAAGUUAGCAUUUAUUUCCCAAGAGAUGACCCAAGCAAGGGAGAAAUCAAUUGAAUAUAAUGUCUAUCAUAAAGCACUAUAUAAAAAGGCUAAGCUCUUUAGCCAUGAGAAAAAACACAAAGGACAGAAAUAUUAUGAAUGUAGUGAUUUAGGAGAACCUUUCAUUAGGAAAUUAUAUGUUACAAAACAUCAGAGAACACGUGCAGGGGAAGACCCCUAUAGGUGUAAUGAAUGUGAUAAAUUCUUCCGUCAAAAGACAGAACUAAAUAUGCAUCAGAGAAUCCACAGAGAAGCAAAAUUCUGUGAAGAUUAUGAAUGUGGAAAAAACUUCAACCAGAAGCAAAACCUCAGCAGAUGUCUGAAAACUCACACAGAUGAGAAGCCGUAUGAAUGGAAUAUGUGUGAAAAAGCCUUUUACCGGAAGUCACACCUGAAUAGGCAUCAGAGAACUCAUACUGGUGAGAAACUCUAUGAAUGUAAAAAAUGUUGGAAAACUUUCUACCAUAAAUCAUCCCUCAUUAGACAUCAGAGAACUCACACAGAUGAGAAGCCUUAUGACUGUACAAAGUGUGGGAAGGCUUUCUCCUGUGAGUCAGACCUUACAAUACAUCACAGAACUCACACAGAUGAGAAACCAUAUGAAUGUGAAGAAUGUAGGAAAACUUUCUACCGUAAGUCACACCUUACAAUACAUCAGAGAACUCACACAGGUGAGAAACCAUAUGAAUGUGAAGAAUGUAGGAAAACUUUCUACCGGAAGUCAAACCUCAGUGUACACCAGCGAACACACACAGGUGAGAAACCGUAUGAAUGUAAAGAGUGUAACAAAACAUUCAAUCAUAAGGCAGCCCUCACUGUACAUCAGGGAACUCACACAGGAAAGAAACCAUAUGGAUGUGAAGAAUGUAAGAAAACUUUUCUCCAUAAGUCAUCUCUCACUGUGCAUCAGAGAAGUCACACAGGCAACAAACCUUAUGCAUGUGAAGAAUGUAGGAAAGCUUUCUACUGUAGGGCACAUCUCACUGUGCACCAGAAAACUCAUACAGGUGAGAAGCCCUAUGAGUGUCAAGAAUGUGAGAAGUCCUUUCACAGGAAGUCACACCUCAGCAGGCAUCAGUUAACACAUGAAACUGAGAAACGAUUUGAAUGUAAACAAUGUGGGAAAACUUUCUACCAUAAGGCAUCCCUCAUUAUACAUCAGAGAACUCACACAGGGGAGAAACCAUAUGAAUGUGAAGAAUGUAGGAAGACUUUCUACUCUAACUCACACCUCAGGGUACAUCAGAGCAUUCACACAGGUGGCAAAUCAUAUGCAUGUGAAGAAUGCAGGAAAACUUUUAAUCGUAAGUCUAACCUCACUGAACAUACGAGAACUCAUACUGGUGCGAAACCCUAUGAAUGUAAUAUAUGUGGAAAAUCCUUUAACAGGAAGUCAAACCUUAGUACACACCAGAGAAUACACAAAGGUGAGAAACCAUAUGAAUGUAAAGAGUGUAACAAAUUCAAUCAUAAGGCAGCCCUCACUGUACAUCAGAGAACUCACAGAGGAAACAAACCAUAUGGUGGAAUCAGGCUGGGUGGAGGCAUUGGCCUCUUGAAGACAGGAAGAGCAAGUGACAGGAGGCUGAGGACUGACAUCAGGAAGGGGAGAUUGUGGCUAUGUCUUGGGUCAGAUUCAGCCAACUGAGGGGAAGGGGGAUGGGAACGGGAGGCUGGGGGAGGGCCAAGAUGGAGCCUUCUGGGUGGAGGGCUGGUCCAGUGGGUCAGGGUUGGGGUUGUAUGGAGCCAAAGCCUGAUAAGGAGAUAAAAAGAAACAUAGACUUGAAAAGGCUAUAAAGAGAUAAAAGGGGAGACAAGCCACAUAAAGGGAAUGGUAAGAACAAAGGACAGAAGGUCUAAAUAAAAACCUCUUCAACUUU